Molecule: messenger RNA, 1619 nt
Organism: Spea bombifrons (plains spadefoot toad)
Lineage: Eukaryota; Metazoa; Chordata; Amphibia; Anura; Pelobatidae
Gene: VDAC3
Product: voltage dependent anion channel 3
Exons: 9
Coding region: 45-896 (283 amino acids)
Biological process (GO): monoatomic anion transmembrane transport
Cellular component (GO): mitochondrial outer membrane
Molecular function (GO): voltage-gated monoatomic anion channel activity
Source: RefSeq, a predicted model, not a curated record
AAAGUGAGGUGAGACGCAGAGACCUUCAGCCAGGGAGAGGAAUCAUGGCAGUGCCACCUACCUACGCAGACCUGGGCAAAUCGUCCCGCGAUGUUUUUAAUAAAGGCUAUGGGUUUGGCUUGGUGAAGCUGGAAUUGAAGACCAAAUCCUCCAGUGGGGUGGAAUUCACAAGCAGCGGCUCAUCAAACACAGACACCGGGAAAGCAACUGGAAACCUUGAGACAAAAUACAAGCUGAAGGAAGCCGGCAUCACUUUCACCCAGAAAUGGAACACGGACAACACCUUGGGCACGGAAGUGGCCAUCGAAGACAAGUUGGCUAAAGGAUUGAAGCUCUCUCUUGACACUGCGUUUGUUCCCAAUACAGGGAAAAAGAGCGCUAAGCUGCGGACCUCCUACAAGAGAGACUAUGCCAAUCUGGGCUGUGAUAUCGACCUGGACCUGGCAGGCCCCACCAUAUAUGGUUGGGGAGUCCUGGGCUACCAAGGCUGGUUGGCUGGCUACCAGAUGGCCUUCGACACGGCCAAGUCUAGGCUGGCACAAAACAACUUUGCACUGGGCUACACCGCAGGAGACUUUCAGCUGCACACUAAUGUGAAUGAUGGCACCGAAUUCGGAGGCUCCAUCUACCAGAAAGUCAAUAAGGAUAUAGAGACUUCGGUGAGCCUGGCGUGGAGUGCCGGCAGCAACAACACCCGCUUCGGGAUUGGCGCCAAGUACCAGCUGGACUCGGACGCCACCAUCUCUGCUAAAGUUAAUAAUGCCAGCUUGAUUGGACUGGGUUACACACACACCCUAAGACCUGGUGUGAAGCUCACUCUUUCCGCCCUGAUCAACGGGAAGAACUUUAGCUCUGGUGGCCACAAGGUAGGCCUCGGCUUUGAGCUUGAAGCGUAAUGGGAAGAGUUCACAAAGGAUCCAGGCGUAAUCAUUCAGACCCCAACCCAGACUCCCUCCAGUGUUUACAACACAGACGGGAUUUUAGCCACACCAAGAAUACUCAAGCAGUGCCAACAUUACUCUGAUGCCGGGAAACACCGUGCGGAUGUUCAGGAGUAGUGUUACCCUUGGAACAAGAAGCUGAAGAGUAACACAACACUCCUUAGUGACCAUCUUGACAUUAUUAUAUUGAGGAAACGCCAACCAGAAUUCUAAAGAGCACUACAGACGUUUCUACAAAUUUAUCAACCUCCUGAACACUACCUUAAAAAAAAAAAAAAAAAUAUACACUAUCGCUCCCCUUAAUAUAUAUUAUAUACUGUUUUUGGUUCUCCGCCAUUGUUCUAGAAUACCCUGCUGCCAUUGCCUUGGUUGUAGUUAACAUAAAGUCCCCCAUUAUACAUUUAUUUUUUUGUUUAUUACGCCCCCUUCAGGAUUAAUCAUUGCUUUUAGUGUAUUCAUAUGGAAGUUGCACAUCCGUGUUCUCCUAGUUGUACACAAACGAGGGUGGAGGGGGAUCCUCUUAGGCCAUUGGGGUAUUUAUAUAUAAUUUGGUCCUUGAUGUGGUGAAGAUGGUGGUCACAUGUUCUGCAGUAAUAACAGUAAAAGCACCCCAUUACCCUUGAGUGUUUACUUGAGUUAUUGUUUAGUUAUCACAAUAAAGAUGGCCACUGCACACUG